GCCCUCUGAGCACUGCGAGGAUGUCGGCAGCAUCCUGUCACAAGCCUGCUUCUAAACCAGGAACUGUCUUAGUCUGGGACGCGCGCUACAACCAUGUCGAGCUCGCUGGUCGUGUGUGAGGUGGAUCCGAGUCUGCAGGAGAAACUGAAGAAGUUCCGUUUUCGAAAGGAGACUACCAACGCCGCCAUUUUGAUGAAAAUCGAUAUGGAGAAACAGCUUGUCAUAUUAGAAGAGGAGUACGAUGACAUUUCCCUGGACAAUCUGAGGGAAGAGCUUCCUGAGCGCCAGCCCCGAUACAUCGUGUAUAGCUACAAGCUCACACACUCAGACGGCCGAGUCUCCUACCCGCUGUGUUUCAUUUUCUGCAGUCCUGUGGGCUGUAAGCCGGAGCAGCAGAUGAUGUACGCCGGCAGUAAAAACAGGCUGGUCCAAUCUGCCGAGCUCACCAAGAUUUUUGAAAUCCGUAACGCUGACGAUCUUUCCGAGGAGUGGCUUAAAGAGAAGUUGUCCUUCUUUCGCUGAAACGUCACACACGAUCAGUCCAUCCAUCA
Molecule: messenger RNA, 551 nt
Organism: Clarias gariepinus (North African catfish)
Lineage: Eukaryota; Metazoa; Chordata; Actinopteri; Siluriformes; Clariidae
Gene: gmfg
Product: glia maturation factor, gamma
Exons: 7
Coding region: 94-522 (142 amino acids)
Biological process (GO): actin filament debranching; negative regulation of Arp2/3 complex-mediated actin nucleation
Cellular component (GO): actin cortical patch
Molecular function (GO): actin binding; Arp2/3 complex binding
Source: RefSeq, a predicted model, not a curated record